Molecule: messenger RNA, 1061 nt
Organism: Periconia digitata
Lineage: Eukaryota; Fungi; Ascomycota; Dothideomycetes; Pleosporales; Periconiaceae
Source: the annotation of a GenBank genome assembly
UCUCUGGCAUCCGUUGUGAGACUUGCAAAAGCAAACUACCACCCAAUAUGGCAUCCCCACCACAUAUCCCUCAGCUCAACGUUCCCCGCAAACGAUCAAGCAUUUCCAGCAUCUCCUCAACAGCCAAGAAACGCAAGCCGUCUGCGCUACGUAAUUCCUUUGCGCCCGAAAAUGAUAGUGCAGCUGGCUCUCCUAUGGCAUACGAGCGUUCGCCGUCAGUCGACAGCGUAGCAACAGGCUCUCUUGCGAACGGCGCAGGCGGCAAAAAGCGCAAGCGCAAAGACACCGACAACAUGAGUGCCACAGGGCACAGCACGCGUGGCAAGCGCAAUGAAGCCGGCUCCAGCGCAGGCCCCGCUAACGACGGUGACAAUGCCGGUGGAAACGACGAUGAAGACGACGACGACCUAGACGAAGACGUGGACACAAUGUUGGAGGGCGGUCGCGCAACUGAAGCCUCGAAAAAGCAGGACAAGGAGCACGAGCGCAUCCUCAUGCAGGCCAUGACCCCCUCACAGAGCGACCGCUACGCAACAUAUCGUCGUAUCCGUCUCCGCCCUCAAAUCGUCCGCCGCCUUGUCAAUCAAACCCUCAGCCAAUCUGUCCCGAGCCCCGUCGUCAUCGCCGUAACUUCUUACUCCAAAGCCUUCAUUGGCGAGCUCAUCGACCGCGCUCUUACCGUUCGUGAUGAAUGGGCGGCCGCUCGCACGCAUAUUCCCAAUCCGAACCUACCUCCUCAACUCCUAACCCGCGGCCUCACCGACACCUUUGCACACAAACCAGACGCAAAGCCCAUGCCUAACCACAUCGCGGAGUCUGGCCUAUUCAAAAAUCAAGUCGAUCCGAAGGAGGGAUAUUGGGUGGAGGUACCCGACGAGACGAGCCUGGAGGAUCGAUUGAAGGAGAGUGACAAGGGACCGCUCACACCUGAUCAUUUGAGGGAGGCGUUGAGGCGGUAUAAGAGGGAUCGAGAAGGUGGUGGAGCUGGUUUCGCAGGACUGAGCCUUGAGGGGCCAGAACGAACGCUUGCCAGGACUGGAGGGAAAAGGUUGUUUCGUUGA